Messenger RNA from Ceratitis capitata (Mediterranean fruit fly), 3486 nucleotides. RefSeq names its product ankyrin repeat and SAM domain-containing protein 1A. Gene Ontology annotation, molecular function: protein binding. The record is from RefSeq and is a predicted model, not a curated record. Gene Ontology annotation, cellular component: cytosol. NCBI's taxonomy places the organism in Eukaryota, Metazoa, Arthropoda, Insecta, Diptera, Tephritidae. Bases 238 to 3258 code for a protein of 1006 amino acids. The transcript has 12 exons.
AUUACUGUGAUCUGGUAGCACUACAAGUAGUUUAGAAAUUAGAACGGCCCAAAAAUUGCACUGGUGGUUUUUGGGCAGAGAAAUUUUCUUUUUAUUAAUGGUAUUAAGUGCAAAUAAUAUGUGGAAUACAAAUUCGUGUGCCAAAUUGUUCUUUUGUUUUGAUAAAACUAUUUUUCAGUAACAUUUUUACAAUAAUCGCUGUCUCCGACGUCACGGCCAACUGUGCUGCUCGUUGCAAUGGGCAAAGAUCAAGAUCUAUUGGAAGCAGCACGCAUUGGCAAUAUUGCUGUAGUAGGCAAAUUACUAGAGCAGAUUUCGAAACGAAGUAGCGGCCCAUUUUCAAGUUUUCGUCGUAGUCCCAACAUUAAUAGCCAAGAUGUUAACGGCUAUACGCCCCUCCAUCACGCUUGUUUGAAUGGACAUAUCAAUAUUGUACGCCUGUUGCUGGCGAAUAAUGCUGCACCAGAUAUGCCCGACAUACGUGGUUCAACACCGUUAUAUUUAGCAGCAUGGGCUGGUCGCGACGAGAUAGUAAAACAAUUGUUGUUGCACACCCCGAAAGCGGCCAAUCCUAAUACGCAGACUAUUGACAAUGAAACGCCAUUACAUUGUGCUGCACAACAUGGUCAUAACACCGUCUUAGCCAUAUUACUUGCCUAUGGUGCAGAUCCUACUGUACGCAACAAUAGUUUCCAAACAGCUCUAGAUUUAGCUGCACAAUUUGGUCGCUUGCAAGCCGUACAAACGCUUAUACGCACACAUCCCGAGCUAUUGGCACCUUAUCGCUCGUCCGGUAGUUGCACACCCACCACAGCCACGCUUGAGUCUACGCCGUAUACGAUUUCGCCUUCAACGCAUUUAUUCACGCAUACGUGUUUGCAUUUAGCCAGUCGUAAUGGUCAUAAAAAAGUGGUCGAAGCAUUAUUAGCCGCUGGAGUUGACGUCAACAUAAUGACAAAUUCAGGAACUGCCCUACACGAAGCUGCACUUUGUGGCAAAAAACCAGUUGUUAAUGUACUCUUGCAAGCUGGUAUUAACCCGAACGCCACCGAUGGUUCAGGCCAUACCGCACUUGAUUUGCUCAAGGACUAUCCACCGCAUGUUACCUAUGAAAUUGUAUGCGCAAUAAAAGAUUUUUAUAAAGACGCUUCCAAUGGUACGCAUUUCAAACCAAUUAACGAACUGAGUGAUGGCGAUGAUCAUGAGCGUAGUGAUAGUUCCAUCUCGCCUGUGCCAAAUAUAGCCUCCGAAAGAAGGCAAAACGAUGCAAAAGUCAGUGCUAUUGCACACAAGGAAUUUCUAAUGCCAAAGACUAUAAAACCAAAUAGACUCUCUAUUUCGAUGAGCUCUUUGGAACAGACAACAAAACCGCAUUCAAAUUAUUUGAAAAUGAAGCCAAUUCUUUGGCAAAAAUCUCAUAGAGGCCUCGCACCCAAGCGUUAUCAUGAAGCUUACAGCGAUACGACGGCUUUUCCAGCAAUACAAAAGCAACGCUCGCUGUUAAGUGUCCUUAAUAGUCAACAGCAUGCACAAGAUCCGACUAAGUAUGGGGAUCGUGCUCAUGUACCUUACAAAAGCGAAUCAGCAAACGAUCUCUAUGCACUGAAUAGAAAACGUGACAAACACAUCGACACACGAAAUCGUGUUGUGGAUGAGUAUGUAGAGAUGACUGCUCCCGAUUUCUUCAAAAAUUCUACAUUAAACGAUACGCCAACAAUCCCCUCGCAAAGUUCCUUGCAUUCCUUAAGUACCAAUGUGGAGUGUGUAAAGACGACUGAAUUAAAAACUUUUACAUCCUCUGCAAGUAAUAUUAUAACGCCGAAAAAGCCCAUACCAAGCCCACGUUCCAUUAGAACCAAUGACUAUGCCAAUAUUAAUCACAUUUUAACGACAUCAAAUUCAAAUAUUAAUAGCACGAAAUCGGCGGCGGAUGAGUUAACCCCAACAUUGCCGCAAGUUGCAUAUUUCAGAACAGAGUAUCCAAGCCCACCGUCUAAGCAGCCAAUAACGACGGCGAUAUCGCCAACGAAAGAUGCGAAUAAUAAUUGCCAUAAUAUUAGUAAUAGGAAAACAAAUGUUGAUAAGAAACACUCGCCUACACCGGAUUUCCCGCCUCCAACGGUUUCGCAAGCAGAACACACGAUACUUGAAUUUAUACGGCCCAAUAGCGUGCACAGCAAACGGAAAUCGUUGGGUCUGAAUCAGCGACCGCAUCCUGAUCUGGAGUCUUUCAUUGUAGAUGCUAUAAACCAAUUUGAACUGCCCGAUUCGCCGUUGAGUUCUUCUGUCUCGGAUUGUGUGGAGGAGUUUGUGGGUGAUGCACCCUUCGCUGGACUUUUUAAAGGUUCUACUUUGAAUUUAUCGAUGGAUGACAAAGAGGAAAGCUUUUCCGCUUAUCGUGCAUCAGGUGGAUUACGCUCACCAAGCUUAGUGCGUUCGAUAAAGCCGCUGCCACCUAAAAGAAAUAUUUCCCAACCUCAAAAACCACUGGCCAACGAAGAUUUCAAUGCUAAACAAGUCUGGGCAGAGAUCGAUACUAUUCUAGAGAGCAUCGGAAACGAGGUAAACGAAGUGGAUAGAGCUUUGAAGGCGAUGCAGGAGACCGCGCCGAAAGGUGCUCUCCGCAUAAACCAAGACGCAUUGCAGAUACGCAGACCAGCUGCUUUGUGUUUAGGCAACAAUGAUGAUUGCAACACCACCAACUGGUGUCAUUCUCCAAACACGCUCAUAUUCGGACAAAUACUCUACACAGUUUAUUAUCUGGGCUCUACCGUUAUACGGGAAUUACACGGUACGGCUUCCACGCGGAAAUCCAUUUUGAAAUUUAAACGAAACGCUACACCCCUGCCAGUAGUGAAGGAAAGAGAAUCGAAUUUGUUGAAGGAUUGCAAUAAUUUAACCAAAAUGCUCAAAGAGUCUAAUCAAGACUCGCGCCUCAAAGUUGGCCUCGCUGUAUCCUGUGCUGGUGUAAAGUUUUUGAACGCCGACAAUAGCUCCACCAUUUGCACUCAUGAUAUCGAAAACAUCAACUGUGUGUGUCAGGACUCUGAGGAUAUGCGGUAUUUCGCCUAUAUUACGAAAGACGAUGAUAUGCAUUAUUGUCACGUUUUUAUGGUGGAUAAUUUGGAGUUAUCACAAGAAAUAAUUUUGACCUUGGGUGAGGCUUUCGAGGUGGCUUAUCAACUGGCUUUGAGCAAGGAUGAUGCUGCGCUUGGUGCUAAUAAGACGAAAUCCAUGGAAAAUAUAGCCGAGAUUUAGUUUGACUAUUGUAAUUUUGGCUAUAAUUGUUUUUUUAAUUUACUUGUUCUUGUAUUCUGUCACUAGUCCGUUGGCCAUUGCGCUGUAACAUUGUAUUAAUGAUGGUAUUUGGAACCUCAGAAGUUUUGUUUAUUGCAUUUCGCCUAUUCCUGUAGGUGUACGUUGCUUUGCUAUUAAUAUUUUGUUAAAUUUAUAAUUUAAUACAAUUUUUUAUUCGGAAAGAAAAAA